AUGGGCAAGAAUCAUAAUCUCCUGAUCAUCUAUUUGGCCGCCUUAGGGUCUUUAACCUAUGGCUUCAGCGUAGCCGUCAUCGGCUCUGUUCUCGGAGUACCUGCAUUUCUAAGAUAUUUUAAUCUGCAGUCAGGCGGACAAGCCGAGUCAAUCUUGGGUGCGACCUCGGCUCUCUUUGCAGGAGGCUGUGCUCUGGGAGCGCUCUUUGAAAUAUGGGCUGCGGAUUGUUUCGGUCGUGUCCGCACGUUGCAGAUGCUUUGUUCGUUGGCCGUGAUCUCGAGUGCCAUACAAGGUGGCGCAGCACAUAUCGCAAUGUUCUUGGUCGGUCGGUUUUUGAACGGAGUCGCUGUUGGGGCGUUGCUUGCGCUUGUCCCUGUUUACAUGGUCGAGAUAUCUCCAGCUGCGACGAGGGGCCUUUUGGUGGGCAGUCAUGGCUUUCUUGUUGUUACCGGUCAUGCUCUCGCUGCUUGGACAGGAUAUGCCUGCUUUUUUUCGACAAAUGAAGCUUUCCAAUGGCGAUUCGAACUCUCUGCUCAAGCUCUCGCUCCUCUCCUACUUCUGCUAGCCACUCGCUCGAUUCCAGAGUCACCACGAUGGCUUGUUGAGCAAGGGCGAGGGAAAGAUGCCUUGCAGAUACUCUGUGACCUGCACAGCGACAAGAAUAAUUCCGAAGCUAGUUUACUCCAAGCCCAGGAAGAAUUUCGUCAAGUCAACGAACAAGCAACACUCGACAAAGCCAUGCUAGGUGGUCAAAGCAAGAUGAUCAUCUUCAAGAAAGCUUCUUACAGGAAGCGCGUCCUAUGCGGGAUGGCAACCAUGUUUCUCUCACAAUCCACUGGCGUUCUAGUCAUUAACAACUAUCAAGUCAGCUUGUACAACGGACUAGGACUCUAUGGCUCGCUACCUCUUCUUCUGUACGCUAUUUACCUCACGUGGGCCGCCGCUCUGAACUAUCUUUCCGCCACAAUAAUGGAUCGUGUCGGACGAGUUCGUCUUUUACUCAGCGGUCUGAUUGGCUGUUCCAUAAUGAUUAUCUGCGAGAUGGUCAUGGUCGCUCGAUUCUCCGGAACCGCCAAUAAGAUUGGUAAUGCAUUUGGCGUCGUCUUCUUGUUCCUGUAUGUUGGCGUUUACGCUGCGUGUCUAGAUGCGACUAUAUACGUUUACUCGGCCGAGAUUUUCCCAACACACAUGCGCGCUACCGGUAUGGGGCUGUGCAUUUUUGCACAAUCGUGCAGUACACUUCUAUACACUCAGGCUGCGCCCACCGCUUUUGGGGCAAUUGGGUGGAGAUACUACCUUGUCUUCUCCAUCGUCCCGCUCGUCGGGGCUGUGUUAGUAUGGCGAUAUUGGCCAGAGACGAAAGGGGCCACACUCGAAGGAAUUGGUCUAGCGUUUGGAGACGAAGUCACAAUAGAUGGAUCCAUUCCUGAGGGACGAGUACCACGGCAACCAAACGAUGAGCUUGCCCUGGUAGAUAGUGUUACGAAAGUCGGUGGGAAUGAGAAGUCACUCAUUCGUCACGAGGUGACGGCUUGA
Molecule: messenger RNA, 1536 nt
Organism: Bipolaris sorokiniana ND90Pr
Lineage: Eukaryota; Fungi; Ascomycota; Dothideomycetes; Pleosporales; Pleosporaceae
Exons: 3
Coding region: 1-1536 (511 amino acids)
Biological process (GO): transmembrane transport; carbohydrate transport
Cellular component (GO): membrane
Molecular function (GO): carbohydrate:proton symporter activity
Source: RefSeq, a predicted model, not a curated record